AUAGUAGCAGUGGAUCGCUGUUCAGAGGGAUACGACGGAGACAAGAACGAGUGCAGUGAAGCAGCGUGCAGUGGCGCCAUCUAGCGGUGUCCAGGCUGAGUCACAGGCGGUGCGGCAAGGGCGCAUCCGUCAGGAGAGGUCAACGAGGAAGGAGCUCCUACGUCACAAAGUGUUGUUUAUGUUCAGUUGAGUGAUGCAAAGUGAAAACCGUGAGUACUCUUAGAUUAUCAAAUUUAUGCAAAAUUGAACCUUAAUUCAGUGAAGAUUAAAACUUAGAGAAAAAAGAAGAGUGUCAAGCUAAUUUCAACUUUAACAUCUAGUGAAUUUGGGACUUUAACUAUUUCUUGAUAAUUUAGUUUGGACUUAGAAAAUUUACUAACUUUAAUUUAAGGACUUAGAAUAGUUACAGUAAAAACGGAGGUACGGGGAAUCCAUGCCCGAUUUUAUACAGAGUCCUAAACACUUGUAAUAUUUUGAUAGGUUGAAUUGAACUUUGCUUUGUUUGUAUGGGUUUAAACACUUGUAAAAUUUUGCGGAUUUGAAAUUGUACUUAGAACGUCUGUUAUUAGGUAUAUUGGUGGUGUAUUGUUUACAAGUUCUGAGAAUUGCUAUAUUUAAAAAUUGAAAGUUAAGUUAAACUUGCUGUUUACUAUGGAGUCAUUAAUCUCUUAUCAGGAGGAAAUCUCAGACCGUAUUUCUAAGGCAAAGACAAAACGUUGUUAAAAUCUCAAGACUACAUUAAGAAGGAUGUUUAUGAUACAACCGAAGAAAUUUAUAUGGAAUAUAGGUGUGAGUUAAAACUUGUUUUGGCUAAACUUCAGCCAGAAACCAUAAGUAAAUCAAGUGAACUUAGUGUUGUGAAUAAUGACCAAAGUCAUAUUCGUCUACCAAAGAUUAGUAUACCAAACUUCUCAGGCAAGUACACCGAGUGGAUAACAUUUAGAGAUCUCUUUGUAUCCUUAAUCCACAACAAUAGAGCACUAGAUAACGUUCAAAAGUUGCAUUAUCUCAAGGGGUACUUGACCGGGGAGGCAGAACAAAUAAUUAGGUUUACACCGACAACAGAGGCAAAUUACACGACGUGCUGGAAGCUAUUGGAAGAGCGAUAUAGUAAUAAAAAGUACCUUUCAUAUAACAUUUUGAAACGUUUGUUAAACCAACGUACCGCUAGUACGGAAUCGGCUAGCCACUUAAAAGAACUGUUGGAUACGUCUUCCGAUUGCUUGAGCGCGUUGACCAAUUUAGGGAUUGAUGUAUCUACUUGGGAUAUUAUUGUUAUAUAUUUAUUAUCGUCAAAAUUGGACCCAGAAUCUCGUAAGCAGUGGGAAUUAAGUGUCACGUCGAAUGUAAACCCUAAUGAUUUGCCCACAUUCACACAAUUCAAAGAUUUUUUGGCUAGUAGGUAUAGAGCUUUAGAGUUUCUUGAGCCUGGAUAUAAAGGGAAAAACAUGUAUGUCAAGCCAUCAACUUCGAAUACGAUCAGCUCGAAAACGUUUUAUACUAACGAUUCUGUAAAUUUAGUGUGUGAAUUCUGUAGUAAGAAUCAUAAAUUAUGUUUCUGUAAGAAAUUUGCUGCGGAAGAUUAUGAAAAAAGACACGAAUUCGUAGCAAACAAUCGUAUAUGCUAUAAUUGUUUAGGGGCCAAUCAUUCUGUACGGUUCUGCCAAAAUACCAUGAAUUGUCGCAUUUGUAAUAAACGGCAUCAUUCACUCCUUCAUCCGAAGGGGGUUUCAACUUCAACUGCUCAUGUAAGGAACGUAGAUCAAGCAGUUGCAGCAUCCUCUGAGGAAAUCGUUGAGAUAGAGGCUGAGUCUGGUAGUUCAUCUAAUGAUAUUACAUCGCAAUCACCACAAGUAACUCUUUUUGCUAAAGGAAAGGUAAAGAAGCAAGUUCUCUUAGCUACAGCUUUGGUGAAAGCCGAGUCUAAAACAGGUCAAUCUCAAAUUUAUAGAGCUUUCAUAGAUCAAGGGUCUGAAUCCUCAUUCAUCACAGAGGCUACAGUACAAGGAUUAGGCCUAAAAAAGAUUCCCAUCAAGUCCACAAUAACAAUGUUAGAGGAAGCGACGGUAACGACAGGUUACAUGGUAUUAUUGAAACUAAAAUCAUUGAUAAAUCCGGAUUUCAAUGUGCAGUUGAUGGCACACGUGUUACCGAAAAUCACAACGAAUCUUCCUGCACGCAAGGUAGACGCGUCUGAAUGGCCACAUUUACAGAAUUUAGUUCUAGCUGACCCUGGCUACGGCACACCAAAUAAAAUUGAUAUUUUAUUGGGAGCAGUAGUAUAUGCUCAGAUACUGGAGGAGGGUGUAAAAAAGGGUCCUAUUGGAACUCCAAUAGCGCAAUGUACUAGUUUCGGAUGGAUAUUGUCUGGAGGUUCACCAGGUCACCACGAAAGAAAAACUGUAUUGCAUGCACAAGUGGACACGGACAACGAAAUAAUAAAACGGUUUUGGGAGAUGGAAGCAGAACCUUUAUUAAACUCAAAAGAGAUGUUGACGACCGAAGAACAGCGAUGUGAAGACAUCUUUUCAGCUACGACUACACGAGAUAGCCUGGGCAGAUACGUAGUUAAAUUGCCAUUUCGUGACGAGAAUCCGGCCUGUAAAGAAGGAAAUUCAAGAGAAAUUGCUAUUAAGAGGUUAAAGUCACUGGAAAGGAAAUUUGCUAAAGACAACAAUCUAAAAGAAAAGUAUACAGCGGUUGUGAAAGAAUACUUACAGUUGGACCACAUGGUGUUAGUUCCUGCGGCUAGAGAAAGCGAAAAUCAGUCUGUGUAUUUACCCCACCACGCUGUUAUUAGGGAGGAUAAGUCAACUAGCAAGGUCCGGGUAGUAUUCGACGCGUCCUGUAAAAAUGAGAAAGGUAUAUCCUUAAACGAUAGUUUAAUGGUUGGACCUACGCUACAGCCGGAAUUGCGUCAUCUCAUUAUGCAAUGGAGGAUACAUCCCGUAUGUCUGAUUGCAGACAUCGUGAAGAUGUAUCGCAUGGUAAGAGUGACUGAUCAGGACGCUGACUACCAACGUAUUGUAUGGAGAGAUAACCAAACCGAAGAAAUACAGGAUUAUAAAUUACUGACAGUAACGUUUGGAACAGCAUCGGCCCCAUAUCUCGCUGUGAAAGCACUUAAUCAGGUCGCCAUUGACCAUGCGAACGAACACCCAAUGGCAGCAAAGAGAGUUGCUGGUAGCUUUUAUAUGGAUGACCUAAUGACAGGAUGUGAAACUAUAGAAGAGGGUAUAGAACUUUAUAAAGAAAUGAAGGCUCUACUUAAGAAAGGAGGUUUUACUUUACAAAAAUGGGCAAGUAAUAAGGACGACGUACAGAAAACUAUAGAUUUAUAUGAGAAGGGAGAAAGAGUGCUGGAAAGGGAAGAAAGGAAUCUGGAAAUAAAACAAGAUAAUAUAGUUAAGAUUUUAGGACUUACCUGGAAUAAAAAGAAGGAUGAGUUUCAGUACUCAGUCACGCUGCCACCUGUAUCUGCUCCUGUAACCAAAAGGAAGAUUGUAUCAGACGUCGCACGACUUUUCGAUCCUUUGGGUUGGAUCGCCCCAUGUGUUAUAAAAGCAAAAAUAUUUAUUCAGCGGUUAUGGUUAGCUGGUACAGGGUGGGACGAAGAACCAACAAGAGAAAUAUUACAUGAUUGGUAUACUUACCGAGAGGAAUUGAGUCAAUUGUCCGGCUUUAUCAUUCCGAGAUGGCUUAACACGCAAGCAGGUGAUACCCGAGUGGAGUUGCAUGGGUUUUCAGAUGCUUCUAAGCAGGCGUUCGCUGCUGCAGUCUACCUUCGAGUUAUCAAUGGAUCAGGGGAUAUUAAAGUUCAGCUGGUUGCGGCCAAAACUCGAGUUGCUCCAGUAAAACAAGUCAGCAUACCGCGCUUAGAACUAUGCGGUGCCGUACUGCUAGCUAAACUGUUAACGGAGGUCGCACAGGUGUUAAAUGUUCCGAAGAGCAAUCUAAGAGCCUGGACGGAUUCAACCGUCGUUCUUGCAUGGCUAAAUAAGCACCCCAGCCACUGGAAGACAUUCGUUGCCAACAGAGUUUCCGAAAUUCUGUGUCUGCUUGAACCCUGUCAGUGGUCCCAUGUUUCGACAAAGGAAAAUCCAGCGGAUUGUGCAUCUCGUGGAGUUCGUCCAGCAGAGCUAAUCAGCAAUUCGUUAUGGCAAAAUGGUCCUCAGUUCUUACAACAACAGGUUAUUAUAUACAAUAAGCCAACUGACAACGAAACACACCUGGAGGAAACUAUUAAAUCUCAUCACGCUCAGCGUUUGGUAGAUGAAUGUAUACUCAGUAAGUAUUCGUCACUUCAAAAACUCAUAAGAGUAAUAGCUUAUUGCAGGAGAUUUCUGAGAUCAAGAAGUGAGAAAUCGGUGAAGUCGAGAGAGCGAAGUAAUCAUUUAAGUGCUUCCGAAUUAAACGAAGCUCUAAGCACUUGCAUUAAAAUAGCUCAAAAUAAUGAAUUUAAACUAGAAAUUUCUCAAAUAGAGAAACACAGUUGUAUUAAAACUAAGACUUCAAAAAUUUUGUCAUUCACGCCGUUCUUAGACGUUAAGGGAGUGCUUAGAGUGGGAGGCAGGUUAGCAAAAUUGGAUGAAGAGGAUGUCAAACAUCCAAUUCUGCUGCCACAUACGUCACCCUUGUCAAAAUUAUUAGUUGCCGAUGCACAUAAUAAAACUCUGCACGGGGGUGAGCGGUUGAUGCUUAAUUAUCUACGAGCUGCAUAUUGCAUCACGGGUGCAAAGAAUCUAGUGAAAGCCUAUGUGCAUAAAUGCAUCACAUGUGUAAGAAACAAAGCAAAUACACAAACACAACUUAUGGGCUCCUUACCACGAGUUAGAAUUACUCCAGCUAGACCCUUCUACCGGAGCGGCGUAGAUUAUGCUGGACCUAUUCAUUUAAGGACGUCCAAAGGCAGAGGUCACAAGGCUUAUAAGGCAUAUAUCUGUCUUUUUGUAUGCAUGGUAACAAAGGCCGUGCAUAUUGAUGUUGUUAGUGACUUAACUUCUAGAGGCUUCAUCGAGACGUUCAAACGCUUCGUUGCGCGUCGUGGCUAUUGUGCUGAACUCUAUAGUGAUAAUGGCACGAAUUUUGUGGGUGCCUCCAAAGAGUUAAGAGACUUAUUUCAGUCAGAACAAUCAGCCAUGGUUCAAGAAAUUUCGGAGGCUCUGGCCACGCAAGGAACAACGUGGCAUUUUAUUAUUAACGGGCUGAAUAUCGAACAAGCCGCGAGCUCAACUUUUCUGGGCUUCGAACUGGACAGAGGACUGACUUGGGCGGCCCAUAUUGAUAAAGUGUGUAAUAAGUUGUCAGCGGCCUGCUUCGCACUAAAACGUCUGGCUCGGUUAUUGCCUCGCGAUAUGCUGAGAGCGUGUUAUUUUGCAUCGGUGCACGCACACCUGCAGUACGGGGUCGAGCUGUGGGCGCGAGCCGCAGAUUGGGAGCGUGUAUUUCGGUUACAAAAGCGCGCCGUACGAGCUAUAGUCCGAAUCGCUCAAACCGAAUCGGCGAAAUCGCAUUUCAAAGCCCUAGGCAUCCUAACCUUGCCGUCGUUACUAAUCUUUCAAGCGGCAAUAUACGCGCGCUCGCAAGCAGACAGCACCCCGGCCUCAGCUCGCGCGGCCCCGCGCCGCUACCCCGCGCGCCGCGCCCUCUGCAGGCUCGCGCCCGUGCCGCAUAAGCUGGCCAAGUCGGACAAGCUCAUUCACAUACUAGGCCCAAAAGUAUACAAUCGACUCCCGGAUUCAAUAGUAGUUGCCAAAAGCGUAGCAGUAUUUAAAAACAAAUUAAAAAAUUGGUUAGUCGAGCAAGCGUUCUACGACCAUAAAGAGUUCUUUAAAAUUUAG
Cydia splendana is the source of this 5840-nucleotide messenger RNA. RefSeq lists its product as uncharacterized. NCBI's taxonomy places the organism in Eukaryota, Metazoa, Arthropoda, Insecta, Lepidoptera, Tortricidae. Gene Ontology annotation, molecular function: nucleic acid binding. Bases 777 to 5840 code for a protein of 1687 amino acids. The transcript has 2 exons. The record is from RefSeq and is a predicted model, not a curated record.